Molecule: messenger RNA, 5307 nt
Organism: Taeniopygia guttata (zebra finch)
Lineage: Eukaryota; Metazoa; Chordata; Aves; Passeriformes; Estrildidae
Source: RefSeq, a predicted model, not a curated record
UGUGUUGUACAUCAGCCAAGUGAAUGAUUUCUUAAACGGUGAUGUUCUUGCACUCAUGUGAUGUUAGCCAUCAGAAUCUUGAAACAAGUUUUUGACCUGUGUUUUGGAGUGUUAGAGGAAACCUUAAGAAUAGUCACAACCUACCAAUGUGUUGUGUUGUUUUCUAGCAAGAUACCAAUAAAUAUGUUUUAUUAUCUAGAUCCAAGAUGUAUGCCUUUAUUUAGGAAAUGUGGAAAUAUCUGAAAUUACUCUUCAAAAAUAGUUUAAGUAGAUAAACAGUUAUGUCUAAUAGUUGUGUCUGUCCAUUUCACUAUAGAUGCUUGAAGUAUGUAAUCAUGAGUACUAAGAGAAAGUAAUACAUCAAAAAAGUUCUUUAAGCUUUUAGUUGACCUUUUAGAGUCAAUUAAAUGUCUUAUUAUAUAAAUUGAAAAUAAGAGAAUGUUUAUUGUUUUAAUACUGAACUUCUAGAUGAAUGAAAUCACCUUUGCAGUUUUUGUUUGAAAUGACUGACUCUUAACGCUUAUUGCCUGCCCUUUUCUCUAACAUCAGUAGCAGUAUAUGGGUAUACCUGUGAAGUAAGUCUUCAGCCCCUACAUAGGAAUAAACUUCAUGACUUAAAAUGAUUUCUUGAAAAAAGAGGCUGUCUUGCUUUUUGUCUAACCAUCAUCAUCAAAUAGCAGUAUGGUAUUCUGUGGCAUAGAAGGCUCAAGCUGUUACUUGUCUUUUGCCAGCCUUUGCUAUCUUAUGCCGUGCACUGUUGGGUGGGGUGGCAUUCUGCUGUGUAAUGUCUUGUGCCCAGGUAAUCAGGCUCAUCCAAAUUGGAGCAUUUGCAAACAGGGAUUAAAGAUACAGUUCUGAAUUUGUUGUCAUGCUCUCUUUGCUCUCUUCUUUGUUCCUCAGUUCUCUGUGUGGUGUUUGACAUCUCACCAACUCUUACCUCUGGAGUUUUAAAUUGAAAAAAAAAUAGGGCAAAAAAAAUCAACCAGAAGUUGUGUGUGAGAAACACUUUUUAGCCUGAUCUUAAAUUUAUGUGUGAGUUCCACUGUGUAACAUCAAGAGCUGAACUGUAUUGUGAAACCAGCAUGAAAUUUUUAGAUAAAAAGUUAUCCUGUUUCUCUAUAGAUAGAAAAUUGACUAGCACUAUUACUGAAAGGAUUGGCCUUCAAAGUUUAUGCAUAAGUGGUGAACAUGACAAGCAGGUUGGUUAUUGUUUGCAGAAAAUAACCUCUCCAUGGAUUCAACUGUUAUCUAGUGCUCCCCUACAUUUUUGGUGAACAACCUUUCAUCCUUUUACCAGCCAGAGCUCUUUUAGGCUUUUAAUUGUCAUUUUCUGGAGUUGUUGAUUUGUUUGCCAUUCCAUAUGAGUGUUCUCACCAUCUUCAUCUGCUAGCAGGCAAGAAUGCAGCAUUUGAAAUCUGUGGCUUUCUUUUUUCUCUUCCAUUGUCAAACUUGGUAUACUUCUUAUUUAUUGGAAAAGAUUUUUUUUUUUUAAAUUAUUUGCAUUUCAGAAGGUGUACUAACAUACUUAUCACUGGUCACUCUGUCUAUCCUGUCAGUGGUCAGACCAGGCAAGAGGGGAUGUGUCCUCCUGUAGUCAACCGGUUAAGCAUCUGUAGCUUUCCUGAGAGUGGAAGAACCCUGUGAGGGAUAUUUCCACACACUGGUGGUAAUCAUGGGGGAGUUUUUUUGUUUUGUUAGCACUGUGCAUUAGUAGCUUUUGGUUCACUGUAGCUGCUAUUCAGAAGGAAUGUGAGGGUUGUCUCCUUUAUUUCAUGUUGUAAUUUUCCUUUGUCCUUUUUCCAUUGUCCUUUCCAGAUGUCUCCAAAGCCUUCUUUACAGUCUUGUGGAAGGUGACCAUAUGAAAUCCUUGUUAGGUUGUCUUAUGUGCAUGUUGUGAUUUGCCCAAACAUAUAUUGUUCAGGUUGCUUUUCUUCUCCAAGAAGCUUUUAUUGCCUAUUAAUAGUCAAGUUGUAGGAUGUGAUGGUGGAUAAAUCUCUUUUACAGAUGGGAUGAACACUUGCCAGAAGCUACUUAAUAGAAGUUUUGUGCCAGAAUCAAACUUCUACGUUUUUCAUUCUCCACUUACUUUUCAUUAACAUGCUACUGCAGUGCAUAAAUGCAUGUUAUUAUCUUGGUACGAAGUUGGCAAUGCUUGUUCCUUAUUUGUGGAUUCUGCUGGUUUUAGUGUUGAUUUUGCAAACUUGUGUAGCUCUGCAUUGCUGUACUCAGGUUGUCUGUAUUUAAAUCACGUGCAUCUCAGUGGCCAUAGUCAGUGGGUUGAGAGCAAAAUGUUUUGACAUGAGCAUAAGCACUUGUCUCCUUAUGCCUUAUGGGCAGAGCUGUUGAGCAUCUGCAGUUCUUUGCAGCUCAGAGAGCUGAUAAGGUACAAGGGCUCAGCUUGGACAGCUGCUAAGUAAAGAGCAUUCUCAGUCAUCUGAUAAAGCCGUAAGUAGUUUGAUCAGUGUUGUAUAGGAGAUCUGUGCCAAAAGAAACAGCAGGUCUGAAAUUUCGGAGUUGGGGCACCAAAUUUAGUGCUGCUUGAGACGAUACUAUUAACAUACACCUGUUCUAAGCAUUUCUUAUGGUCUAAAGUAAAUUAUGUGGGAAUUCUAGAGGAAAUAAUUGUGCUCACUCAAUGCAUCAAUCAGGCUGGAUCCACAAACAUUGUCCAUUUUGUGCUUUGGAGUCUGAAGGUGAAAUGAUAAAGGUUUAAAAAGUGCACACUCGAAUGGUUGUUAAAUGAUUAUUCGAAUAUGCAAGGCAGCAGAAGUAAGUUUGCAUAGUUAUCUUAUGACAUUUUCUAAUUUUCAAAAUCUUAAUUUUGCAACCCGAUAGUACUACUUUAAAAUGGAGGAGGAUCUAUGUGUAAAAUUCUAUUUACUUCACAUGCAUCUGAAUGCUUCCAUAAAACAGCCUUCAGUAAAGCAGCUUGGCACCAUGGUCCAACCUGAGGACAUACGUGGUGAAAACUGUUGGUCUUCGUGAAGUCUGGUUUUUUGGGCUGCAGUAUGUGGACAGUAAAGGCUACUCAACUUGGCUGAAGCUAAAUAAAAAGGUAACACAGCAAGAUGUACGGAAAGAAAAUCCUUUGCAGUUUAAGUUCAGGGCCAAGUUUUUUCCAGAGGAUGUAUCUGAAGAAUUAAUUCAGGAAAUAACUCAGAGACUUUUCUUUCUGCAAGUCAAAGAGUCGAUCUUAAAUGAUGAAAUAUAUUGCCCACCAGAAACUGCAGUUCUUCUGGCUUCUUAUGCUGUCCAAUCCAAGUAUGGAGAUUACAGUAAGGAGAUCCAUAAACUGGGAUACCUAGCCAAUGACAGGCUUCUCCCCCAGCGUGUGUUAGAACAGCACAAACUGACAAAAGAACAGUGGGAAGAAAGAAUACAGAACUGGCAUGAAGAGCACAGGGGAAUGUUAAGGGAAGAUUCUAUGAUGGAAUACCUUAAGAUAGCACAAGACUUGGAAAUGUAUGGAGUCAACUAUUUUGAAAUAAAGAAUAAAAAAGGAACUGAAUUGUGGCUAGGAGUUGAUGCUUUGGGUCUGAAUAUUUAUGAGCACGAUGAUAAGCUGACACCCAAGAUUGGUUUUCCUUGGAGUGAAAUAAGAAACAUCUCUUUUAAUGACAAAAAAUUUGUCAUAAAGCCGAUUGACAAAAAGGCCCCUGAUUUUGUUUUUUAUGCACCCCGUCUGAGAAUUAACAAGCGAAUUUUGGCACUGUGUAUGGGAAAUCAUGAAUUGUACAUGAGGCGGAGGAAACCUGAUACAAUUGAAGUGCAACAGAUGAAGGCCCAAGCUAGAGAAGAGAAACAUCAGAAACAAUUGGAAAGAGCACAAUUAGAAAAUGAGAAGAAAAAAAGGGAGAUAGCAGAAAAGGAAAAGGAAAGAAUAGAGCGUGAAAAAGAGGAAUUAAUGGAGCGCUUAAGACAAAUUGAGGAGCAAACAAUGAAAGCUCAGAAAGAGCUAGAGGAGCAGACUCGGAGAGCUCUAGAACUGGAUCAAGAACGGAAGCGUGCAAAAGAGGAAGCAGAACGCCUGGAAAAAGAGCGUCGAGCAGCUGAAGUAGCCAAAGCUGCUCUAGCCAAGCAGGCAGCUGAUCAAAUGAAGAACCAGGAGCAGCUAGCAGCAGAAAUUGCUGAAUUCACAGCCAAGAUUGCACUUCUAGAGGAGGCCAAGAAAAAGAAAGAAGAGGAAGCUUCAGAAUGGCAGCACAAAGCUUUUGCAGCCCAAGAGGACUUGGAAAAGACCAAAGAAGAACUGAAAUCUGUAAUGUCUGCUCCUCCUCCACCUCCACCCCCACCAGUUAUUCCUCCAACAGAGAAUGAACACGAUGAACAUGAUGAGAACAAUGCUGAAGCCAGUGCAGAACUGUCUUCUGAUGGUGUCAUGAAUCACAGGAGUGAGGAAGAACGGGUAACAGAAACACAGAAAAAUGAACGUGUUAAGAAACAGCUCCAGGCUUUAAGUUCAGAGUUGGCUCAAGCCAGAGAUGAAACCAAGAAAACACAAAACGAUGUCCUUCAUGCUGAGAAUGUUAAAGCAGGCCGUGAUAAGUACAAGACUCUCCGGCAAAUCCGACAAGGCAAUACAAAGCAGCGUAUUGAUGAGUUUGAAGCAAUGUUACAAAGGUACGAUCUCUUGCAACCCUUAGGAUAGGAGCAAGGUAAAGAUCUGCAGAAGACCUGGGGUCUGCCAAGGCCUGCUAUUGCACUUCUGUAAAUCUGGACAGUGUACAGUGUUUUAAAUUAGGUUCCUGGUCUGUGAAGAGUUUUUGGAAGGACCAGGAAGUGCUGUUACAACAUUUCAUUAGUGUUUGAUUCUCUCAUGGUCUCUAAAUCUUUCCUUUGUUGUCUUUUCCCGGGAGAAAAUUAGCUAUUUGAAGUAUUUAAGCUGUUGUUCUUUCCAGGAAAACAGGAAAUAAUACUAAUGUGUUAUUCUUUAACUUGUAAUGGGAUGUGCUAGAGUAAUGUGACCCUCCAAAGUGCUUGAGGCAUCCUGUAGGCUUUGUCCACAAGUGAUAUAGUGUGGGAAGCCUGACUUAUAUCCAGCCUGGGUAAAGUAAAAUGACAGUAGAUACUUUCCAAGUUUUAUUGGUUUUCUACACAAUUUCUAAUAGCCUUGAUGAUACCUGAACAGUGUCAGAUAAUUUUCUAAUGUAAAAAUCCCAGUUUAAUACGUCUGUAUAUACAUUCCCAGUGUAAACACCUGUUGCUCCUUUCCUUUUUGUAUGCUGUCAGGAUGUGCAUACUGUGUAUACGUAAUUGCUGGACUGUGCACCCUGCACAAAAGCCUGAAUAAAUGGGUUUUAACAUUCA